AUGGUCGCUACUAUUACGCCUAGUGCGACAUCUGCGCUUCUUGAAGAUCCCUCCCUCGUCACAGAGUCGCUUUCACAGCUCACACCUCUGGAAAAGUUCGUCUUGAGGCUUCUCACUGGAGAAGGAGACAUUGCCCAGGCUAUUCGGCGGUACCGCGCCUCGGACGAAGGUGCCAAAGCUGGAAAAAACGAUGUCUCCCGCUUCAGUUUCGCAAUGGUGCGAGAGGGGCAGAUCGCCAUAGAGGAUGGGCGAAAUAGCUGGAUACUUGUCCUCUGGGUCAAAUGCUGGGGUCUCCCCUCAUACAUCUCUCAAGAGUCGGAUUUAUCUCUGGGAGAGGUGAACUUGUCUCAGCGCCGGCUGUUUGACAUCUCACGAGCGUCAUUCCUCUUGUCUCUCGGGUCUGAAGCGGUCACAAAUGAUCACUUUCACAAAUUUAUCACGUUCCUAUCAUACGACCUGAACGGCAUCUUAUACCGGCACUCUCUCCUUAUCCAACGUCUCUGGCUUGAGAGCUUUGAGACAGAGAUCUUGCCUGCCUCUCACACUCCUGUCGACGGCUUUACUUCUGCCUUACCCGAGCUUUCGGAACACAUAAUCAAGCAUCAUGUCCCCCCGAUCGUACCCUACAAGCCUAUUACCUCUACGCCUUCUUUACCCCAAUUGAAUGAGAUUCUACCUCCAACCAAACCCCGCCUCACAAAGCUGGUCAUCGACAAGACGUUCGCCUCCACCAGUCCUGUCCCCUCAACUCCCACUAUGAACGUCGCUCGCACCCCUGUCACAGAAGCUCCCACAAUCAGUUUAUCCUCUCCUGCUCUCACCUCUCAUUAUGUCACACCCAUGGCCACGCCCCACUAUGUUCCACGUGGUGUGCUCGCUUCCAACCCCUGGCGAUCCAUCUUCAGCUGGCUCAAGUGCAUGCUCCGAGGUUUUGCCUUUCUGUGCCAAUCGCCCGAGCCCACCCGUAUCCUUGCGGAGACUAUCCCAGAACUGGAGAGAGAAAUGUCGCAGAUCAGCUACUGGCUGGAAGGAGGAGCCGGGCCUCAGGUCAUGGUGAUGGCUCUGUACUAUGGUACCCGGGUCGAAAAGGCUCCUGCUGGUGUAUCGAAUCUCAAAGUCCCCCAGCUAUCCCAACACACGACCCACGCCAACAGAUCGAUCCAAUCAGUCCUCGAGCUCGACAUGUCUCCCAGCGACCUCGUAUCUCCUACCACCGACACUGCCCUGGCUGCGAUGACCAGCGUCUUUGAUAUCUUGGUGACGAGUAGUAUAGGGUCCGAUUCUGCUCAGCUGGCAGGCGACAUGUUUGCCUACCAAGAGACGCAGAGCGACUCCCCACUUGGUCGACUCAAGCACGCUUCAUCCGGCAAGAAGGAGCCUCAAGAUGCCUUCGGUACCCCGCCACCCACGCAGUCAACCAGUAGCAACUAUCAAUCCUCUAUCCAUAUCCCAGAACCCUUCCAUCAAGCCCCUACUACCCCAACACCUAUCCGCAACCGCCCAAGCCCACGCCAUGUCGCUUCUAACAAACAGCUACACUCCCACUCCAAAGCGGCGUCGCCCAGAAAGAAGACGUCUCAGAUGUUCAAGGAGACUAUGGAUCUUGUGCGUGGCAAAGUGCCGCAGAUGAAGAAAAAGUCGUCCAAGUCGUGGUGA
Cryptococcus wingfieldii CBS 7118 is the source of this 1656-nucleotide messenger RNA. RefSeq lists its product as hypothetical. The coding region runs from base 1 to 1656 and encodes 551 amino acids. The transcript has a single exon. The record is from RefSeq and is a predicted model, not a curated record. NCBI's taxonomy places the organism in Eukaryota, Fungi, Basidiomycota, Tremellomycetes, Tremellales, Cryptococcaceae.